Leptopilina boulardi is the source of this 4287-nucleotide messenger RNA. It is a transcript of the gene Oatp74D, whose product is annotated as solute carrier organic anion transporter family member 74D. Lineage: Eukaryota; Metazoa; Arthropoda; Insecta; Hymenoptera; Figitidae. Gene Ontology annotation, molecular function: protein binding. The record is from RefSeq and is a predicted model, not a curated record. The coding region runs from base 984 to 3155 and encodes 723 amino acids. The transcript has 12 exons. Gene Ontology annotation, biological process: transmembrane transport; sodium-independent organic anion transport. Gene Ontology annotation, cellular component: membrane.
AUAUAAGAAUAAGAAAAAGGGCACACAGAGAGAAAUGAAAAUAAGUCUGUGGUAGCAUUAUAACAGAGACGGAGUUUGAGUUUCGGUUUCGUUUGACUUGCGCUCCAAGCUCGAUGUGAGUUGUUUCUCUGUCCUUUCUCAGUUGCGCGCGAACCGCGGAGCCGCGUGCAUUUCCAUUGUUGGUGCAUUAUUGGUGCGUCAAGUCACUUAUUGCCUUACGCUUGUUUGUUAUCACACUCAAUCACACUUUAAAUUUUUUUUUUUAUUUUUCCCACUAACAUCAAACAAUUUUUUCUUGUUUCUUCACGCAAAACAAAAAAAAAAAAUUUGUCCAAUUUUCCACAAAAAAUAGGUAUCAAUUAAAAAAACUCGUUUUUAAUAAAUAUUACCAAAAAAAAGAAAAGGAAUUUCUAAAUAAUAUUUUAGGGGCAAAAAAGGCGGGAAAUUUGAGAAAAUUAAAUUAUUUGAAGCAUUAAAAGUUAUUAAAAAAAAAGAAAAAAAAGAGUACAAAUGUGGCAUCGAGGGUUAUCAUUGAAAAUACGUGCGCUAUCAGUGGUGCCGGAGCUGAUAUCAUAAUCAUUGAUGCGGUGGUCCGCGCGGUGCAUUCAGUGAUACAUGCUGUUGGUGAACAAGAGUUUAGGAAAGGCUGCGACGGAGAUUGCGGGCAGUGAAGAUAGAGAGAGAAGGAGAAGGAGGAGGACUAGAAGUAGAAGGAGGAGGAGAAGGAGGAAGCUCGCGUAGCAUCAAAGUGCGGUGGCACACACACACACAUACAUACGUACAUAUAUACACGCCGGUUACUAUUUUUGAGAGCGCGAAAUAUUUUGGCUUUAAGCUAUUCACAAGUGAGCCUACAUCAACUAUACAUGACGCACGGAAUCUCCGGAAGAACUUGAGUGACAGAUUAAUUGGACAAGUUUUAUCAAUUACACGAGAGAUUAGUACAAGUUGGUGUAUAAAUCUGUAAGGAUAUAUCAAUAAACAUGGUGAUGGCUGUUGACGAUUCGCAAAUGUUAUCAAAUGGUACAACAGACGCCAUGACGAUCAUCCCUCCCAAUGGAAAGUUACCAAAUGAUAAUGGCGUGAUUUGUAUUAAUCACAAUGGUAACAGUAAAAUUUCCAAUGGCAAAUCACAUGAUCUAGGGGUUGUGGAAAAUGGCAAAACAAUCAUUCCAAUGAAUGAGAAACCAGCAAGUUUUCCCGCUGAUUUUAUUGAUGACGAAGUAUCAUGUGGUUGGGGUCUUUUGCGACCUCAAUGGCUGCAAGCUUUUGCCACUAAACAAGCCUUUUUAGCCAUUUUCUGUCUUACUUGGGUGUUACAAGGAAUGUUCUAUACGUACUUUGUUUCUGUGAUUACAACAAUUGAAAAACUCUUUCAAAUUCAAUCGAAAACAACGGGAAUAAUAAUGUCGGCUACGGAAAUUGGACAAAUCGGAUCGUCCUUGCUUUUGACGUAUUACGGAGGUCAGGGUCAUCGACCGAAAUGGAUAGCUUGGGGUAUGACCCUCAUUGCUGCGAGUGCUUUAACCUGUUCGAUGCCACACUUUAUUUUUGGCGAACAAAUUUUGCACGUUCACCUUUCGACUGAUUCUGAUACGUCUCUUAAUCUCUGCAAAUUUAACGAGAAUUUCGACAACAAAACAGUGUCAUAUACAGAUACCGACGAGUAUUGCGAGGGUGAAUUUCUCACUGAAAAACGAAUCCAGAAUAAAAUUACAACUGUGGUUUUGGCAAUAUUUUUUGUAUCCUUGUUAGGUGUUGGAAUGGGCCAAACUGCUGUUAAUACUCUGGGUAUACCUUACAUUGAUGACAACGUUGCCAGUCGAGAAAGUCCUCUUUAUUUUGCGAUUACAAUUGGUGUAAGGAUUCUGGGGCCCACAUUUGGUUUCAUUUUGGGUUCAAUGUGUACCAGAAUUUACACGGAUUUGUCCGUUGAUCCUCCAAUGACUCCCACUGAUCCGAGAUGGGUGGGUGCAUGGUGGCUCGGUUCGUUACUUAUAGCUGGUAUGAUGAUACUUGCCAGUAUUAUAAUGUUUGCCUUUCCCACAAGAUUACCCUCGAGCAAACCACAACCGAAAAAAACGGACACUACAAAACCAAGUCUUAAAGACUUCCCUAAAGCGAUGAAGAGGUUGCUGGGAAAUGACAUCUUAAUUUUUAGAACAGCUAGUAGUGUGCUUCAUAUUUUGCCAAUUGCAGGACUUUAUACUUUCCUGCCGAAAUACCUUGAAAGCCAGUUUCGUUUACCAGCUUAUCAUGCCAAUAUGGUUUCCGGUAUUGGAGGAAUUCUAGUGAUGGGUUUGGGUAUCACAAUUAGUGGAAUCUUCAUUUUAAGGUUUAAGCCAAGUGCACGAUUUGUUGCUGGCUGGAUUGCCUUUACAGCCAUUGCCUAUGCAAUUGGAAUGGGCAUUCUUAUGUUUGUUGGAUGUACAAUGGAUGAUUUUGCAGGUCUUCAGAAAAAUACAUAUGGAUUAUCCAAAUUUGUACCAACCUGUGAAUCAACUUGUGACUGUAAUCAAAAUAAAUUUAGCCCCCUCUGUGGGGCAGAUGGACAAACCUACUUUUCUCCUUGUCAUGCAGGCUGUUCAAAUUAUACCACAUUAGAUGGAAAACUGACUUCGUUUACAGAUUGUCAAUGUAUUGGUACAAAUGUAACUGGAUCAGAAACCUUGAAUACUGCGACAAGUGGAUAUUGUCAACUUGAGUGCAACAAUUUUUGGGUGUAUAUGAUUUUAUUUUCACUGUCGGUUUUUAUUCAUUCGACCAGUGAAGUUGGAUCCAUGAUGCUCAUUCUUAGAUGUGUUGAUCCCAAGGAUAAAGCAAUGGCACUUGGAUUCAUUCAAUUUGCCAUUGGCUUGUUUGGUAAUAUUCCCUGUCCUAUUGUUUACGGAGCUGUUGUCGAUUCAGCCUGUCUGGUUUGGGAGUACGCUUGUGGAGAACGCGGUGCUUGUUGGCUGUAUGAUACAAAUGACUUUAGAAUGUUCUUCCAUGGUACCACUGGUGGUUUAAUGCUAUUAGGCUUUUUUGUGGAUUUAGUGGUUUGGUACAAAGCAAGAAAAAUAAGUUUCAGUGAAGAACCAGACGUCACAGUUGCAACGACAGAAGAAAUGGCAAACCUGAAGGCAAGAGAUGGCGGAGAAAGUGACUAUCUAUAAAAUCGAUAUUGAUUUUUAUUAUUAUUAUUUUUUUUUUUGUGAAGACAAAAUACUAGUCCAAAAAUAGAAAGGUAUCCCCCGCUUCUUUCAUUAUUUGUGUUGGACCAUCUGUAUAUCUCUGAAACUAUCACAAGAUUAAUUUGAUUGUGUCAUAUGAACUGAUUAUGGCUCAAUCACUUUUAAUUCAAUUUACCUGUCAGUCUUAAAAAAAAAAACAAAGCGUUGGGAUCACAUUAAAGUACUCGUUAUAUUUUUACUGAUAUACUUUUAUUAUAAUUAUGAAAAUACGCUUAGAACGAAGUAUAGAAACGAAUGUGAAAUGCCAUAAGAUGUAGAUUAAUAUAGUUUAUAAAAAAAAAAAUUUUUUUUCAAAAUUUCAAUUUUAAGGGAAGUUAAUUUAAAUUUUCUGAUUCACUAAUAAUACUUUUAAAAAAAAAAUUAAUUCCAACACAGUGGUCUUUUAGUCAAAAAACAAGAAGAUUAAUGCUCGUGACCAUUUUUUAUCUUAUCUGAUAAAUUAUAUAUUAUUUGUAUAUAUAUUUAUUCUGAAAUUGCAGAAUAUAUAUAUACACAAUUGGGAGGAAGCAAAGACUUGAUAGGAAAUGUGAUUGCUGUAUGUAUUUUUUAAUUAUAGAGAAAGGCAAUUUGCAUAUGAAAAUAUAACUUGUCGAUUUUAUUGUAAUAUAAGAAAAAAUUUUUUUGUAUGUACGAAAUAUUGAGCGCCGUGCAUUAAGAUUUUAAAAACAAAGUGAAUCAAACAAUAUUGUAAAUAUAAUUUUUAAACAAAAAAAUUGACUAAAUGAACAACUUCAUUCAUAUAUUAUAAUAAUAUAAAGAAUUUUCUGUUUUGACAAGAGAGAAAAAAAAACAAAUCAUUCCUUAAUUGAAAAAGAAAAAUUAAAAAAAAAAAAAAAAAAGUUGUACAUAGAAAAAUAUCUUCAAAGGACGUAGCUCUCUUUGGGAGCGCCAGUCAAGGAAUAGAUUUUUAUAUAUAUUUCAGUGAAGAAUAUAUUUAAGUCUAUUCUUCAAAUUUAUUGUGAUCGAAAUAAUUACUCUGUUUAGAAUCUAAUUUUUAAUUAUAUUUAAUGGUUAUUGUUUUCUGGUCUUAGCUUGCGACAUUUUUUUUUUUUUU